Molecule: messenger RNA, 1799 nt
Organism: Macadamia integrifolia
Lineage: Eukaryota; Viridiplantae; Streptophyta; Magnoliopsida; Proteales; Proteaceae
Product: RNA-binding KH domain-containing protein PEPPER-like
Exons: 7
Coding region: 16-1527 (503 amino acids)
Biological process (GO): regulation of gene expression
Cellular component (GO): nucleus; cytoplasm
Molecular function (GO): mRNA binding
Source: RefSeq, a predicted model, not a curated record
GGAGAAAACUAUUCCAUGAGUCGGCUAAAACCCUCGACACUCGUCUCUUCUCCUUUCCUCUGUCCCUUUGCAUUUCUUCUCCAAAUGGCCGCUACAUCUUAUCCCGUCGAACCAGCAGAGAAUGGUACAGUGCCGGUGCCGGUGCCGGUGAUGGAGACUUCUUCGGCAACGGCAAUGGGAUCUAAAGCAGUGCCGGAGACAUCAGACGCUGCAAUUGCUCCUGCCGAGGACGGUUCCGACGACGCCACUGAACAACCUCCGGAGACGCCGGCGGCACCAACAUCGACAGCGGCUGCUCCUUCAACGGCGGUGACACCGGCGGAUAAGAAAUGGCCAGGGUGGCCUGGAGACUGCGUGUUUCGUCUCAUCGUCCCUGUUCUCAAGGUGGGAAGCAUCAUUGGCCGCAAAGGUGAAGUCAUUAAGAAGAUGUGUGAGGAGACUCGGGCUCGCAUUCGCAUCCUUGAAGGUGCCAUAGGCACUGCUGACCGCAUCGUCCUUAUAUCUGGAAAGGAAGAGCCAGACACACAAAUAUCUCCUGCAAUGGAUGCUGUAAUUAGAGUAUUCAAACGGGUUCAAGGAUUACCAGAGAAUGAGGGUGAUGAUGCAGGUUUAGCAGCUUCUGGAGUUGUAAUGUAUUCAAUCAGGUUAUUGGUGGCAUCAUCACAAGCCAUUAAUCUAAUUGGAAAGCAAGGGUCUCUAAUAAAGUCAAUACAGGAGAGCACAGGAGCAACUGUGCGGGUCCUAUCUGGAGAUGAAGUGCCAUUCUAUGCCACUUCCGAUGAGAGAAUUGUAGAGAUACAGGGAGAAUCCUUAAAGGUUCUUAAAGCACUAGAAGCAGUAGUUGGACACUUGAGAAAAUUCUUGGUUGAUCAUAGUGUUCUUCCUUUAUUCGAGAAAACAUGUAAUUCAACAAUCUCACAAGAUCGUGGGGUAGAGGCCUGGCCCAAUAAAAUGCAAAAUAUGCUUCAUACUGCUUCUCAAACUGGUAUUAGCAAUGAUCAUUCGAUUUCUUUGAAGAGGGAUUCUCUAUUUCUUGAUCGUGAAACUCAGCUGGAUUCUCAAAUUCCACACUCCGGACUAUCCCUGUAUGGACAAGACCCUGCACUUGUGGGGUUACGCUCAUCAACACUUGGUCGUCCAGCUGCUCCAAUGGUUACACAGAUUACGCAGACAAUGCAGAUACCUUUAUCCUAUGCAGAAGACAUUAUUGGGACUGGAGGAACUAAUAUUGCAUAUAUUCGCCGUACCAGUGGAGCCAUCCUCACUGUUCAGGAGAGUAGGGGUCACCCAGAUGAGAUCACAGUGGAAAUAAAGGGAUCCUCAUCACAGGUUCAGACAGCUCAACAACUUAUUCAGGAAUUUAUGAGUAGUCAUAAGGAGCCCAUCUCAAGCAGCUAUGGCAAGUUGGACACUGGGUUGAGGUCUUACUCACAACUGACUAAUACUUCCUAUCCAUCAUCAUCCUUGUCAACACAACCACUUGGUGGAUAUGGAUCCUCUGGAGGAUACAGUAGCUAUAGGCUCUAAAUAGUCAUUGGAUUUAUUUCCCUGUAUGGUAUAGUGGAUUUCAGUGAACUUGGAUGAGCAGUAGAUUUAUUUUCCGUUGGUUGUCUGUGGACUAGCAUUGGCAGAGUCCUAAAGCAUACCUUCCCAGUUCCCACAUGAAGCUGGAAACUGUGUAGCAAAUUUUCUUACAGCAGGGCAUUUGUAUGCUGGAGCUUGCCUAAACAUCUCUUGUUCAACAUUGUAAAUAAUUUCCUCCAAAUUAUGGCUGCAGGGUCUUGUCCUGUAUGGUGCAA